Messenger RNA from Ictalurus furcatus (blue catfish), 2859 nucleotides. Its product is annotated as rho guanine nucleotide exchange factor 6. The transcript has 13 exons. Lineage: Eukaryota; Metazoa; Chordata; Actinopteri; Siluriformes; Ictaluridae. The record is from RefSeq and is a predicted model, not a curated record. The coding region runs from base 969 to 2177 and encodes 402 amino acids.
ACAUCAUACGACUGGUCCCAGGAAUCAUUCACUCCACUAGCUUGGCUUGCCACUGUCAGUGAAACGUGCGUAUACAGAGAAAACCAUUAGUCGCUUUGUCAUUGCUAGUGAGGUAAAAGCUUCAAAUGUUUUACUACAAUUCUGUUUCAGUGCUGUUGAAACUGUAAAUGCUCUUGAAGCUUAAAUACUUUACAGGUCUGAAAGGUCAAUAAAGGAAGCUCACAGUGUAAUAAAUCCAUAUUUCCUUGAAUACCAUAUUUCUGUAGCAGGAGUAUAACCACAUGUGGCCACUGACCUAUUUUCCUCUUCUACUAGGUGACAAACAAAUGCAGCACUAACACUACAUUCUGACAAGCACACAACAGUGAACAAACCUUGUCAUUCAGUUGUGGUUAAAGUUGUUGUGACCACAAAUGUCUCUGUGUAGGCUCUCCAACAUGUAAUCAUUUUAUCUGGGUAUUACUUGAGCAGUGUUGUACAUACAGGUAUAUCUCCUCGGCAUGUCACGCUGGAUUUAAAUAAUAGUUACAUUAGUAGAGCCGAAACAGGGUGGAACAGAGGCAGAAGCUAGUUAGCUUAUGCUGAAACUGUCAAGGACUUGAUGAGGAAGUUAACUUGGCCACAGCUGCGUCACUGCUCAAACUGACAGGAAGAAAGCAUGCACCACAUGGUUCUGCCCUAUGCGUCUGCUUGGUUCUCUUCAGAAUUUGUCUACAUUCGUUUCUGCCGAUUUUUCUUUGUCCAGAGAAAGACUUUGAGGCAAGACCUAUCCUAAAUCUUAUUUAUCCCUAUUUUCCAAGCUGUUUGCCCUCCUUUCCCGUUGGCUGGUUGAGUAGCAGGGCGUGAGACUGGUUGUUGGGGUGUUUGUUGCAUAGAGGCAGAUGGCUCUUGGUGUGUAGUGCAGUGGAAAAGCCACUGUGUGUGGAGGAGAGGAGUGGAAACAAAAGGAAAGAGAGGAUUUGGCAGACAUGGGAUGUUGCAGCGUGACCCCGAUAACCAAAGGAAUCGAUGAUGUGGGUCCAGACGAGAUUGAGCUUCUGGAGAUUAACGGUGCAGGGGUCUGGUCUUUAGGAGAAAGCAAGCUGCAGGUUUCCUUAAAGAAUGAGACAGAUGAACCUCCUAAACGUUCUCCACCUGCUAGGAAUAUUACCAAAGAGGGGACAGAUGAACCUCCUCACCGUUCUCCGCCUGCCAAGAAUCUACGAAAUGCUAUGAAAGAGGGCUCAGAUCCAAUCUCUGCAAAAGAGUCUGCUCAGAAAAGGAACUCACAAGUGGUACUGUGGGGCCAGACUAAAGAUGAGCUACACCAAAAGCUGUACACGCAUCCAAUCCGAGACUGGGAGGGACGAGCGGCACACGCUUAUGGAGACAUCAUUUACUCUUCUCUAGUGUUUUUACAUAAUGGCUACAUGAGGGCUAUGGCUGAAAGAUAUCUGGUUCUUUUUUCUUUUCAUUUAUUAAUCCUCGCCCUGGACAACUCGACUCAUGAUUUCAUCUAUGAGGGCAUACUUCCUCUGUCAGCAAUUGAAGUGAGAGUGAUUUCUCAGCAUGACCCCUGUGCUCCACACAUGUUUGAGAUCAGUGGGCCCAUGGUGGACUCUAAGAUUUUCAUCUGUGCCAGUGCUGCUGAGCAAAGGAUCUGGAUUGAGAACAUAAAGGACAGGAGAUGCAAAUCCCUCAGACAGCAGCUCAGCCCUUCUCACAGUGCUCUCUCUUACCUGUUGCCAUGUGAUGAGGGCUGGAAGAGGGAGGAGCUGAAGCGGUACCUGCUGAGGUCUCCAAUAUUGCAGUGGGAGGGAUCCCCUAUCCAACACAUGGGCCAACCUGCCUACCUCUCAUUGGUACACAUUAGCAAUUCACAGAGACAGGGAUCUCAGGAGCGUCUCAUCGUGCUCUUUCCUCUGGACCUCCUUAUCCUGUCUGUUGACAGUCAGCGGCUCAGGGUCAAAUAUGAGGGUCGUCUGCCAAGGAAGAGUAUCAGAGCUUUGGAGAGAUCUGCCCGGCAUGGGAGACUUGAAUUCGAACUUACAGGAGACUUGAUGGAAUCGCUAUUGGUCUCAUGCACUUACCCAGAAGACUACCAGAGUUGGAUUUUCCAAUUACAACAGCCUGAAAAGACACAAGCAUUUCCUAAUCAUACACCACCACCUCUUAUACCGAAGAAGCGCAGAAGCUGAAGUCAAAAAGCAAAGGCAUGCAACCGUCACUACACCGGUUCCCAGAGGUUAUUCCAGGUCCUGGACUAACAUCUGUCCUGCACAUUUAUUGUUUUCCCUGCCUUAACCCACCUAAUUCAACUAAUCAUCUAAUUAACUGGGACUGUUGAAGCAUGUAAACACUAAAAGGUGCAGGACAAGUGGUGUUCCAGGACCAGGGCUGGGAACCUGUGAUCUGCAAUAGUAAAAAAAAAAAAAAAAAUUCAUUGCAUGAAAUUGCCUUUAAACAGGACUAUGUUCUUUUGAUCUGAUCUACCAUGUACAGUUUCUGUCCAAUGAAAAUAUUCUAGACUUGCAUGCGGCAACUUGUACAGAUAUGCUUUUCAUCUAAAUGUAAUUAAAAUGUGUAGAUUCAAAUAUGAUGCAUCAUUAGACCAGUGAAUUCUUGCAAAAUGCAUGUAUGUGCCUUUACUGAAUGAAGGCACAAACCUGCCUGCUUUCUGAACAACUUUGUUUUCUUCUUAAAACAAAAUCCUUCUCUGAGACAUACUUUAUUUUCAUUAGGUGUGCAUUCCUGAGCUGCUGCAGUAGAUAUCUCUUAUCUUAUUAAGCUCAGCUCUUGUUCUGCAGCCAUCACUACUCUGAUUUAGAACAGUCGCAAACUCAGGAAAACGAAGUCUGAAGAUCUUGGUAUUGCUGUCAC